AUUUUCUUUAGUCAUUCUAGUGAAUCGUAUCAUGUUCAAUCAUUUGCCUGAUGAAAUAGUAUUACAUGUAUUGAACUAUUCCCAGACAGAUCUCGUCACUUUGUGUUCCCUUGCUACAGUUUCCAGGCGGUUUCGCCGUCUUGUAUGUAGUAUUUUGCAAUGCACCGUGUUACCGGCUAUUCAUCUGACAACCUCCAUGGACCAAGAAGGUCACGGGUGUGCAACAGGGUCCUAUUAUUUUUCUCACCUUGAUCCAGUCUCAUUACAAACUACCUUUACAGUGGCCACGCUUUCCCCACGCAGGUAUGUCUGUGACAGCAGUAUGCAAGCGCCCAGGUUGCGGCGACUUGCCAUGAUCGAUACACGGUCGAACCCCACGUGGUCUUUACGGUGUUCAGCAGACACCCGACCAUGCCGUGAUAAUGAUGAUGGUGAUGAUAAAGAUAAGAAGCGUCGGUUAGAAAUCGUCAAAGCAUGGGUAACACGAUCCACCAGGGGUCGGUCGUCCCUACGACCUCCCCAUUCGGAAAAUUCAGUUUGGUUCCCUUGUCAGCCACUCAAGCUAAAAAAACCGGGUGUUCAGGUUUUGCACGUAUCUCAGCGAUCGUUGCUAAAACGGGAAGCCCAAUGGAGUUUUGUCUAUCAUGUUGGUCUGAUGGAUACAAAGUGGCGGUGUGAUCAGCCACCACCACCAUCACCACGACCAGCGGCAACGAGCCGCGAACGACUCACCGCGCAGUACAUUAUUCCACUUUCAAUUAUAAUCAACUUGACGGUGCUAUCUCAAAUGCAGCACCCACCACAGGCUGCACCACGAACCCAACGGAUCUUGCAGUGGGUCAGCGCCCAAUGGCCCGUCAUUCAACGUCCGAGACCUUGCUCAUGAUCGGAGUAUAAAAAUUAUCCAAGGAUAGGCUAUGCUAACCGAUUUUGGUAACGAUCACUUUCUCAAUAAAAAACGACAACGGCC
This is a messenger RNA of Radiomyces spectabilis, 970 nucleotides long. RefSeq lists its product as uncharacterized. The transcript has a single exon. The coding region runs from base 32 to 886 and encodes 284 amino acids. Lineage: Eukaryota; Fungi; Mucoromycota; Mucoromycetes; Mucorales; Radiomycetaceae. Gene Ontology annotation, molecular function: protein binding. The record is from RefSeq and is a predicted model, not a curated record.